GCGCGCUCUCGAUGGGCGGCUGCAGCGGAAGCUUGUCUUCAUCUCUGAGGUCGUCGCGCACGCGCAGCGGUGUGAUGGCGGCCGCGCGCUCUCUGGUUCUCCAUCGUGAAUUGUGAGCAUAUAACUGGAUAAAUCAGAAAUGACUCGCCGACAGGACUCGGUUCUUCUGGGAAGCUGCGCUAUCCUUCUGUUUCUGAACACCGGAGGUUCUGCUCUGCCGAACCGGACCAGCGAUGUGCAUAAUGAGGCCACGGACAGUAAUAAAUUCACCAAUAAAGACCCUCUUGAGCUCCAGCACAACAGCAGUGCUGAGGGCCGCAUGCGGCUUCUGGGGGACAGCGGGCCCCUGUGCGCCUACCGCAGUCUAGGCCCCGGUGACCCCGGGCAACUCUGCUUCCGCUACGCCCGGCCUGACUUCAGGUGUGCCAGCGGGUCAUGCCAACAGGUGAGCUCAGGUGAUGGGCAGCUCACAGCAAACAUACUGACCAAUGGAAGCGUGUUCAUCCAGUGGGCCCUCAGUGACUCUGUGGCCCCGCCAGGGCGGCCGGGCGGCUUCAGGCUCAGCUGCUGGUGGAACGGCAGCUACACACAGUUCGAAUGCGGCGGGGUCCACUUCGGGAGCAGCUGCAGGGAUUAUUUACUCAGUGAGCUGCACACUAACGUGCCCUACCGCAUCUGCAUGCGGCCCUACGCCACAGACCGGGCCCAAGCCUGCGUAGAGUUCAGCCUGUCCCCUGGCGGGAUGCAGGACAUCGUGAUCGCCAUGACGACCGUGGGCGGGGCCAUCUGUGUGAUGCUGGUCAUCAUCUGUCUGCUGGUGGCGUACAUUACUGAAAACAUCAUGAACCCGACCGCGCACACGCAUAGAUCACACCUGCACACACACCUGUGAUCUCUAACAUCACACACACACACACACACACACACACACACAGAGACACACAACUCAGGAUCAGAAGCAAAGGGCUUAAUCCUGCUCCUGAGAUACACAACACUGCUUACUCACAGACUGUGUUCGGAACAGAGAAGACAGAUCGUGCAUCGUGGUCACAGUAUUAACUGCAGAAAUAAAUCUGAACACAGCAAUACACUUUGCUCUAUAUACCUGUUUACCUGUGUUUAUGUGCAUCUUCAUUUAUAGUAUCAUUUAAUAAUUCUAUUUUACCAAAAAACUGUGGAUUCACUGAUAUUUAGACUGAUAGUUAUACAUUUGUCUUAGAAAAGCAAUGGAUCGCGGCAUAAUGAUGACUCUGUGUACGGUCAUUGAGUAGUGAGGAAGACAAGCUGCUCCACUUUCAUUAGAGUAUGGGUGUAGUUUUGUACUUUUGCGUGUAAACCCAAUAAUUUGCAGUAUGCCUUAUCUUUACACAACUCUUCUAAUCAUGAGUUAAUAAUAUUCACCAAAAUAAGGACCCACCGACUGACUGAGCAGUCAUUUGAAUACUGUGCUUUUUCUCUGUGAUACAGACCUUUGUCUCAAUAAAGGAGGUUGAAUUUGA
This is a messenger RNA of Danio aesculapii, 1499 nucleotides long. It is a transcript of the gene fndc10, whose product is annotated as fibronectin type III domain containing 10. The transcript is spliced from 2 exons. The record is from RefSeq and is a predicted model, not a curated record. Lineage: Eukaryota; Metazoa; Chordata; Actinopteri; Cypriniformes; Danionidae. Bases 140 to 892 code for a protein of 250 amino acids.